Molecule: messenger RNA, 1005 nt
Organism: Ostreococcus lucimarinus CCE9901
Lineage: Eukaryota; Viridiplantae; Chlorophyta; Mamiellophyceae; Mamiellales; Bathycoccaceae
Exons: 2
Coding region: 128-895 (255 amino acids)
Biological process (GO): protein complex oligomerization; protein folding; response to heat
Source: RefSeq, a predicted model, not a curated record
GACGCGCCGCUCGCUCGAACGAACGAACGAACGAACGCGACCGAACGAAAAAAACGAACGAACGAAACCCUUCAUGCUCUGCUCCGCGCUGAACGCGCGAACGACGACGUGCGGACGAACGACGACGAUGCGAGGCCUGGCGUUGGGAAGACGCGCGGCGCGCGUCGGCGCGCGAGGCGUCGGGACGACGACGCGCGCGUCGCAGGCGGAAUCUCAAACCGCGACGAGCGAACAACAACAGGGAGAACAAUCUCAGCAAGGUGGUUUGCAGCGACAGCAAGAGCAGAAGCGAGCGCUGGCGCGGUCGCCGUUGUCUUCUAUGAUGGCGUUUCCGAGUCUGAUGUCGGGCAUGACGCCGUUCGGGUUGUCGAGAAGCAUGCAGAGAGAGAUGGCGAACAUGAUGAACUUGAUGGAUGACAUGAUGACGGGCGGGGCUCUGGCGCCGUUUGAGACGCUGGAUCCGUUUAAGAUCACGAUGCACGCCGAUCACACGCAAGGGGUGCCUCAACAAAUCUUGAACUUUCCGAUGGACGUGAUUCAAAAGAAGGACAAGUACAUCGUCAAGGCUGAUUUACCGGGCCUGUCGAUGAAGGAUGUCAGCGUCGAGGUGGACGAAAAGAAUCGCAUCUUACACGUCACGGCAAAGCGCGAGCACCGAGCCGAAGAACAAGACGAAACCGUGGACAAGGGCGCGAAGUGGGUCGCGUACGAACGGUUCUACGGCAAGAUGGAUCGCUCGUUCGGCCUUCCCGAAGACGCGGUGGCGGAAAAAGACGCCAUCAACUGUCGAUUGGUGAACGGCGAGCUCACGGUGUCCAUCAAGCGCAACCCGCCGCAGGAGGAAGAGGCCGAGAAGCAGGCGCCGCGCACGAAGAUUCCGAUCAUGGAUCACUAAAGCAGUGUGUGUGGUCGUGAUCCAGGCCGGACAAUCAAGACUUUGCGUUCGCGAAUCGCUGGUUCGCGAGCGUCGAUACGGUAGUCUCGAACUCAUUUUAGUUUUGUCUU